Molecule: messenger RNA, 2358 nt
Organism: Papilio xuthus (Asian swallowtail)
Lineage: Eukaryota; Metazoa; Arthropoda; Insecta; Lepidoptera; Papilionidae
Product: zinc finger protein 687
Exons: 4
Coding region: 245-2044 (599 amino acids)
Source: RefSeq, a predicted model, not a curated record
GGCGCCUAGGGCCUAUGCCUGACAUAUUAUAGUAACUCUCGAAAAAUUGUGAGAUUUUAUAUGGGCUUGAAUUAUAACCAGUUUACUAUAAUCACCUAACAAGAUUUCGAUAGGACAAUCAAGACAAACCUUCAUAUUACACUAAUAUUCAUGGAAACAUAGUGUUUAUAAAAUUUAUGUGAUAAUUUGAACUUCCUAUCUUUGUCAUAAUACGUUAUUCAUUUAGCUGUCAAGAACUUAAAUAAUGGCAAAUGAAUACAACAAUAAGACACAUAUUAAAACAUUAUUGUUUACAAAAGCUAUACCAAAUUACAAAAUUCCCGUACCACUUUAUGGACACAAAUUGUACCGCUGUACUGAUUGUGAAGACAGGUACAUUGUGGAAUCUAGCUACCAUUACCAUGUUAAUAGAAAGUCUGUAAAAAUUACUUACAAAUGUAGACAUUGUGGUCUCAUAAAAAUAUUUUACAAUCGCUGUAACUUGUUAAGCCAUAUUAGAUCGCAUGCUUUUAAAACUACAACUAUUAAUAUAGGUGAUUUGAAUGUAGAACCUUUACUUCCUUCAUCUGAAGUUGUUCCAAAAAAUAUUCAAAAUCAACCACAAAAAACAAUAUUACGAAAUUAUAUAUGCUUUGAAUGUAAAGCUGAUGACACAAAGACUGGAAUUGCAUACAAAGACAGAGUAGCACAUUAUAUGCAUUUAUCAAAUGCUAUAUUAUAUACAUGUCCCAUAUGUAUGUUUACUUUACCAACAACUUGUGCGCUCAAAGCUCACUUACGUCUUCAUUUAAAACAUCCGCCUUUCUUCUGUCCUGAAUGUGGUAUUACACUACAAAACAAAUGUGUAGAAUAUCCAUAUACACAUGAUUGUGAAGGUUUUAAAAUGAUGAGAGCAACUGCCCGAAUUAGUUGUUCCGCAAAGAACUGCCAUGUUUUUCAUCCAAAUGAAUAUAAUGAGCAUAUGACAUCUCUUCAUUUGAAGAAAAUGUACAAGUGUCCAGCAUGUGCCAUGUGUGGUUACAAUGAAGAUGAAAUGCAGCAACAUUUAAAGGUUCACAAUUAUGGACUCAUACCUGUUAUUUUGUAUGAAUGCACAGAAUGUAAUGGCAAAUUGCUGGUUGAUACCCAAGUUACGAAACAUUUGGCUUCUCAUGUUAACACUUUUGUAUAUCCAUGUUGGUCUUGUGGUAAAAUUUUCAACUUGCCUUCUAAUUUGAUAAGUCACCAUAUGUGCAAUCACUUAAAAGAAAUAAAUAUAUCCCAUCAGUUACAAGAAAAAUAUAGAAACACAUACAAGAGUAUAUUGUCUAUAAGGACUCCUGUUUGUACCAAGAAGAAAAAUUCUAUUAAUUCAAUUAUUUUACAUGAAAAGGAUGAUAAUAUAAAUCUUAUAAAAUGCCACUUAUGCAAAAAAUUGAUGUCCCAAAACUGGGAAAACAUAAAAACCCAUUAUAAAAGAUUUCAUAAAAAUUACAAAUGUGUUGAUAUCAAAGUUGUUCUUGAGAAACUUGAUGAAGAUUCUAUAAAGGUAAAUAGUAAAAAAUUGGAAUGCAAAAAUGAAAAGAUAGUUGAAGUUAAUGAAGAAAAUAUUGCUCACUUGUCAAGAAACAAAUCUGGGAAAUGUUCCAAAAUUUCCAAAAAUAUCAGUAAUUAUUUAGCAUGCAAAAAGUGUGAUUACCAAUGUAAUGAUAAGGAAUCGUUAGAAAUACAUUUGAGAGAGCACAAAGACCCGUACAUGGCAUAUCAGUGUUUGGAGUGUGGACAAAGUUUUGCUGUGAAACCAUCAUUUUCAACUCAUCUGUUACUGGAACAUGAUAUAUCAGAUGUUAUUGAUUAUAUUAGUAAAAAACAAUGCUACAAUGAAAAUGCACUUGUUGCAAAGCAUUGUAGAUCUGAUAAUAAUGAUGAGAAUGAGCCAUUGAAAGAACAUCAAUGUAAAAUUUGUAGAGAACAGUUUGAUAAUGCAGAUAAUUUAGAAAAACAUUUUAGAGUUCAUGGAAUGGCUUUUCUAAUGAAGAAUACAAAUAAAGGAAAUCAUACUUAAAAUACUUGUCACGAAAAUGCAUAAUAUGGAACACUUCAGUGAUUGUAUGAGAUUUGGGGAAAGCUUAAUCAUUUAGUUCUAGGUUUAGGUCUUAGUAGAUUAAAAACAAAAAAAAAGGACAAAGAGCAGAGAUGUUGCAGUUCUCACAGAAAAAUUGAAAAAUAAAAACAUGUUUUUUAACUUGUUUUUGUUAAUAUUUACCAUAGAAUUUAGAUACUAAGGGAGACUUAAAUUCCUAAGAAAGGCAUGUCUAUUAAAUAAUGAUUUAUUACUUCAAUUAAAUUUUUAUCUUAAACUGUAAGAAUGUAUUUUAU